This is a messenger RNA of Cadophora gregata, 1593 nucleotides long. RefSeq lists its product as uncharacterized. The transcript is spliced from 5 exons. Bases 1 to 1593 code for a protein of 530 amino acids. Lineage: Eukaryota; Fungi; Ascomycota; Leotiomycetes; Helotiales; Ploettnerulaceae. The record is from RefSeq and is a predicted model, not a curated record. Gene Ontology annotation, biological process: carbohydrate metabolic process.
AUGAAGGGCUUCCAAUUCACUUCGGGAUUUCUGGCUACGGCCGUGGUUGUGGCUGUCGUUCAAGCACAAUGUCCGGACUACGCGGAUUACUCGAAGCAGCGACACGAGCCGUUCAGUACGGGCAAAUAUCAGCUCUCUUACAUGCGACCUGCACCGGCAUGUCGGACGUUCAACUCUUCGAUCGUGGAGGAUACGAUCACGAGUAUGAAGUCUGUGAUCAAGGAUCCCGAUUUGUAUCGAUUGUUUGAGAAUUCGUUCCCAAAUUCGUUGGAUACGGCCGUUAAGUGGAAGGGUUUUGCGGCGAAUAAUUCGAAGGAGGAGUUGACGUUUCUGAUCACGGGAGAUAUUAAUGCAAUGUGGUUGCGAGACUCGGCCAAUCAGAUGCAGAGCUAUUUGUCUCUGCUCAAAGCAAACUCAAGUUAUGAUUCCCUUGCAAGCUUGUACAGAGGAGUCAUAAACUUGCAAGCUCGAUACAUCAACGAAGCACCACACUGCAACUCCUUCCAGCCUCCCGUCGAAUCUGGCCUUGGACCUUCCCGGAAUUGGGGCAGUCAGACACCAGAUGUUUUUACACCUCCUGCCUCGACCCAGACCGUUUUCGAGUGUAAAUACGAGUUGGAUUCUCUCGCGGCGUUCCUCGAGAUUUCGACCGAUUACUACGAAGCUACCAACGACAUUGAGUUCUUUAAGAACUUCCAAUGGGUCGCUGCAGUUAAUACAAUCAUUUCCACCACGGAAGCUCUUCUCAUCGGAACUUACGCCUCGAAUGGCUCAGUCAAUGCGAGCCCAUACACGUGGUUGCGAGACACGACGAGUGCAACGGAAACUGUUUCUAAUUCUGGUCGCGGAAAUCCAGUUCAAGAUGGAACUGGUUUGGUCCGGUCGGCGUUCCGUCCAAGUGAUGAUUCCACGAUCUUUCAGCUCUUCAUCCCCGCCAAUAUGAUGUACUCGCGCUACCUAGAUUCAGCAUCCAAGAUUAUGGCCAACAUCGGAAACCAGAGAAAUCUCGCAAACCACAUGCACAAUUUCGCAGGCAGAAUCAGAGAAGCUAUUACCAAGUACGGUAUCGUCAAUGAUCCAAAGUAUGGGCAGGUUUAUGCGUUUGAAGUUGAUGGAUACGGCUCAGCAAAUCGCAUGGAUGACGCCAAUAUUCCCAGCUUGCUCUCAGCGCCUUUCAUCGGCUACCUCAACGUCAGCGACCCUGUCUACCAAAAUACCAGAAAAUACGUUCUCAGCAAAGACAACCCCUAUUUCAUGCGUGGCCCCGUCAUCAAUGCCAUCGGCGGUCCCCACGCCGGCUUCGGCCAAGCCUGGCCCAUGGCAAGCAUCAUCCGGAUCUUCACGACCGGCGACUCCCAUGAGAUCGAGAGUACGCUGAAGGAGAUUGUCAGUAGCACGGACGGACUGGGCCUGAUCCACGAGUCGAUCAACUCGUUCAAUCAGAGCCAGUGGACGAGACAGUGGUUCUCGUGGGCGAAUGGCUUGUUUGGUCAGUGCUUGUUGGAUUUGAAGGAGAGGAAGCCGAGUGCGCUGAAGGCAAGCUAUCAGCCAGCGGUUGGGGGGCGUUGCUUGUCGUCGAGAGGGGGGAAGUGA